Molecule: messenger RNA, 2254 nt
Organism: Acipenser ruthenus (sterlet)
Lineage: Eukaryota; Metazoa; Chordata; Actinopteri; Acipenseriformes; Acipenseridae
Product: cyclin-dependent kinase-like 1
Exons: 10
Coding region: 423-1484 (353 amino acids)
Biological process (GO): protein phosphorylation
Cellular component (GO): nucleus
Molecular function (GO): cyclin-dependent protein serine/threonine kinase activity; ATP binding
Source: RefSeq, a predicted model, not a curated record
AAAGUGCUUGUUAAAAACACAUAACAAUACUGUAAUCAUUAAUUAAUUCUACAGGGGGUGGUGCAGCAGUUUUGGCACAGCUGAGCUGGCUAAUUUCUGUAAAAUGAACCGUCCCCGUUUGACUGACAGCUCGGGCGUGGACGGUUCUGGCGUUGCGGACCGGCGGCGACAGACCCGCGACACAACACAACAUUACCCACGGGAGCACUUUUGCGUGAUACAAAUAAACUCAUAGACCUGUGGAAAAGCACCGACGUCAUCGAACCGGGGUUACUUAAUCGCCAGUCAAACCCCAGUGCUAGGAUAAUAUAAUAUAAUAUAAUAUUAUAUUAUAUUAUAUUAUAUACGCCCGUUGAUCAUGGACUGUAUGUCAGGCUAGAACAUUUUGCGGACACUGCGAGGAGACAGCCCCCCCUCAUGCCAUGGAGAAGUACGAGAAGUUGGGGAAGAUCGGCGAGGGCUCCUAUGGGGUCGUGUUCAAGUGCCGCAACAGAGACACGGGACAGAUCGUGGCCAUCAAGAAAUUUGUGGAGUCGGAGGACGACCCUGUGAUCAAGAAGAUCGCACUGCGAGAGAUCCGCAUGCUCAAGCAACUGAAGCAUGUGAAUCUGGUGAAUCUGCUGGAGGUGUUCCGAAGGAAGAGAAAGCUGCAGCUGGUGUUUGAGUUCUGUGAGCAGACCGUGCUGCACGAGCUGGACAGACACCCCCGCGGUGUCCCGGAGUCUCUUCUCAAGAGCAUUGUGUGGCAGACACUGCAGGCCGUCAACUUCUGUCACAAACACAACUGUAUCCACAGAGAUGUGAAGCCUGAGAACAUUCUGCUCACCAAGACCGGGAUCAUCAAGCUGUGUGACUUCGGUUUUGCGCGCAUUCUCACGGGUCCGGGUGAUGACUACACAGACUACGUGGCGACGCGCUGGUACCGGGCCCCGGAGCUGCUGGUGGGGGACACCCAGUACGGGCCCCCGGUGGACGUGUGGGCGAUCGGCUGCGUCUUCGCAGAGCUGCUGUCAGGAAACCCGCUGUGGCCAGGCAGAUCCGACGUGGAUCAACUGUACCUGAUACGCAGGAGCCUGGGUGACUUGAUCCCGCGGCACCAGCAGGUGUUCAGAUCCAAUCUGUUCUUCAGUGGAGUCAGCAUUCCCGAACCCGACACCACGGAGCCCCUGGAGAAGAGAUUCCAUAACGUGUCAGGCCAGGCUCUCGUCGUCAUGAAGGCGUGUCUGGUGAUGGACCCCUUGUCCCGCAUGUCCUGUGAAGCUCUGCUCGAGCUGUCGUACUUCGAGAGCCAGCGAGGGGACGACACCGAGGGGGGGUCCCGGGACCCUGAGAGAGGGGCGGGGCGCAGACACGAGAGGGGGGCCAGGAGGAGAGUGCAGGGGCCGCAGUACCUACCCCAGCUAGCCAGCAGCAACAUCUCCCCAGCUCCAGAAGUGAAGAAGCACUUCAAACACAAGUUAGACCAUCACCUUCCAAACAUCUGAGCGAGGGAGGGGGGGGGCCUGGUUAGAAGGGGGCGUGUCUACAGCCCUAAAUUCAGCAUGGGAUACCCACCUUUUUGAUGUGAAUAGUAAGAAAUAAUAAAAUGAACUUUGUAAAACUCGCCGCGCGUUAUAAAGACUGCUGCAGCGCGGCUUUGUGGUUUUUAACAAUGUCUUCGUUCUUCAAUGCAAUUUGCUUGCAGUUUAAAAACGUAAUUUGUUACAAAGUUUCCUUUAGCGUUUCUGUGAUAUUUUUCUAUAGUUGUGGGAGGGGUGCAGAUAGGAUGUUAAGACACGUUUGUUCCCGUAGAAAAGCAAUUUCCAAUCGGUGUCCUCCGAAAGCACAAACGAAGCCUUGCCCACCUCGCAAUCCGACUGACUCCGGUCUUUGUAAUUCAUUUGAGCUGUUCAGUCUCUUCCAUUGCAGUGAAUAGGCUGUGGAGAGCUGUGCUGUGAAAGGCUGUCUGAUUUAGAACGAUACAAUUCUGUUGAUGUUAGAAAUCGACAUAUUGAUGCAUUUCUAUACUAUAUUAUUUAAUAGUUUUAUUUUGGAUGGGUGGGGGGGUUACGAUAGACUUCAAAAGGGGCCCCCAGAAGAUUGAAAAAGAUGUAUUGUGAUGUCAUCCCCUUACAUCAAUUGUCACCUAUUGUGAUGUCAUCCCCUUACAUCAAUUGUCAUCUAUUGUGAUGUCAUCCAUGUACAGGAGAAUUAAAAUGAAUUAAAAAGAAAACAACUCUUCCAUUUCAGUUCUUUCUGUCAUUGUAACUGUAAU